Molecule: messenger RNA, 1574 nt
Organism: Zea mays
Lineage: Eukaryota; Viridiplantae; Streptophyta; Magnoliopsida; Poales; Poaceae
Product: cyclin10
Exons: 3
Coding region: 269-1432 (387 amino acids)
Source: RefSeq, marked provisional
UCCUGUUCUCCUCUCAAACCUCAAUAAAACCACGCUUUCCCUCCUCUCCACUUCGGAUUCUGCUCUGCCUUCGCCUCGUCACUACCCACGCCACUGCAUAGACCGAGAAAAAGGACGAAUUUUUUCCUCGCCGCAACCUCACACCAUGGAAGAGGCGAUGCCGCCGCCGCCGCCGCCGCUCUCAUCUUCCUCCUCCGCCGCCGUGGCCUGAGCUCUCCCAUCGCUCGCUCUCUCCAUCGGGCCUACCUAUCCUAGCAGUGAAUAAGUCAUGGCAGCUUUCGCCGCGUUGUUCGACCCCCUCUACUGCCCGGAGGAGCACCUCGAUCUGUACCACGAAGGACCCGUCGAGGUUGUGGACGAGCAGUGGCAGGACCAGCGCGGACAGCAGCAACCGGCGGCUCUUGACGACGAGCUGCCGGCGCUGUUCGAGGCGCUCCGGGACAAGGAGGGGGUGGUGCUGGCGGGUGAUGGGGAGGAGGAUGGGUACGGCGGCUCGGCAGGCCGGGAGGCCGCAGUCGGCUGGGCGUCACGCGCCGCGGCACGGCUGGGCUUCUCUGCGCUCACUUCCGCGCUGUCCGCCGCCUACCUGGACCGCUGCUUCCUCCCCGGGGGCGCGCUCCGUCUCGGCGACCAGCCCUGGAUGUCGCGCCUCGCCGCCGUCGCCUGUGUCGCGCUCGCCGCCAAGGUCGAGGAAACGCGCGUGCCGCUGCUCCUCGACCUCCAGCUCUGCGCCGCCGCCAGCUCCGACGCUGACGCAGCGGACGCGGACGUGUUCGAGGCCAAGACGGUGCGCCGGAUGGAGCUGCUCGUUCUCUCCGCGCUAGGGUGGCGGAUGCACCCUGUCACGCCCUUCUCCUACCUCCAGCCUGUCCUCGCCGACGCUGCGAUGCGCCUACGCAACUGCGAGGCCGUCCUGCUCGCGGUCAUGGCCGAUUGGAGGUGGCCUCGGCACCGGCCCUCGGCGUGGGCCGCCGCCGCAUUGCUCACCACAGCCGGCGGCGGCGACGACGACUCGGAGCUGCUCGCGCUCAUCAAUGCCCCCGAGGACGAGACCGCGGAGUGCGCCAAGAUCAUCUCCGAGGUGACAGGCAUGAGCUUCCUUGUCUGCGACGUCGGCGGCAUGAUCGCCGGGAAUAAGCGUAAGCACGCGGCGGCGCGGAUGUACUCGCCGCCGCUGAGCCCGAGCGGCGUGAUCGGCGCGCUGUCCUGCUUCAGCUGCGAGAGCUCGUUGUCCGCCACAGCGGACUCGCGCACCCUCGCUACUACGGCUGCGGGGGUCGGCCCGUGGGCACCGUCAGCGCCCGUGUCCGUGUCGUCUUCCCCUGAGCCCCCAGGUCGGGCCCCCAAGCGCGCUGCGGCGGCGGGGGUCCCGCAUCCGCUUCCCCCCGACGAGGAGAGCCGCGACGCCUGGCCGUCCACCUGCGCCGCGUGACGCACCGUGCCGGAACGGUGCCUAUGGCGAGAUCCCCCGCUCAGGUAGUCAGGUGGCGGUGGGGAUAUAAAGGAGCAUCAGAAUCUCGCGCCGGUGACGAGAACGAACCAUUUUGCCCAUUGCCGCGAGAGAUGGGGGGCUA